UGUCCACCAUGUCCUCUGCAGCGGGAAGCGGCUACUCGCGAGCGUCGACGUCGGUGCCCGCGGCAAGUCUGACUCCGAAGCGGCCUGCAUCAAUACAAGAGCUCGCUCAGCGCGCCGAGAUCAACUGGGAUGCCUCCAAGGAUUUCAAGUUCUGGCUCAAAGUGGCCGAAAGGGCUCGACAUGCCGGUCAGGAUCAUGACUUGCACGGCGACCUUGAAAAUGCAUUUGUGGAGUAUGCGCGGGCGGCUACACUCAUUCUUGACAAAAUACCGACGCACCGGGACUACCACACAAGACUUGAUCAAAUACAGAGGGACACGCUAAUAAUGAAAGGCAAAGGUGUCCUCGACAGAAUGGGAUUGCUAAAACCUCCUCUGAUUGAUCGGCACAAUGCUUGGGAGAACGCGCAAUCGCGGGGCAGUGUUACUCCCCGCUCUUCAGCUCCUCCGAAAGCAUUUAACGCAGAUCGAAUACAAAGAGACCGUACUCCAUCUCGAAAAUCAAGCAUAAAUGAACACUACCGUGAAGAAAGAGACUCAAGACAAAUAUGGUAUCCAGAUACAGCACCGGAAAAGCGGCGGAGAGAGGAACCACUUCCACAGCCUUCCAGGGCCCGAUCCCAGCAGCGAACGCGUGUAGAAGAGGAUGGAAUCUUACGAAGGCAACGGGAGGCCGAAGAAGAGGCUCGUGCCGUUCGGAGAGCAGCGUUGCAUAACAGUGCUGCUUCCGGAUUCGUUUCCAUACCAAUUGCGCCGCAAAUGGCACCACAGCGAUCAACCGGACAAUCUUCAACUAGAAGUGCAUCUGAUAGUACUUUAGAUACACCGCCUUUAUUGCCGUUGGAAAGUCCAAUGAGGCGGUACGAUGGUGAUUCUACUGACCCGGAGACGGAAGAAGGUAAUGAUGAUGAGCUCUACAAGAAAGUCGCCGAGAUCAGCAUGGGAGGGAAGAAUGCGUCUUCCUCGUCUACGGUGGCGCCCUUCGGAGGGCCUCCCCUUCCUCAAAUUAUAACAACAUCUGCUCCUCCACCCUCCCUUAGCCCUGUCUCGUAUCCGCAACUCAUGACUCAACAUCAACGAACACAGGGUUACACACCGUCUCUUCAAUCAAUGUUCCAACAGCCGCCAGCCAAUUUCCCACAGACGACGCUCUUGUUUGAAAAUGCACCACCACCAAGGCAUCU
Messenger RNA from Fomitiporia mediterranea MF3/22, 1183 nucleotides. RefSeq lists its product as uncharacterized. Gene Ontology annotation, biological process: protein K63-linked deubiquitination. The annotation marks the transcript as partial. Gene Ontology annotation, molecular function: K63-linked deubiquitinase activity. The transcript is spliced from 3 exons. Lineage: Eukaryota; Fungi; Basidiomycota; Agaricomycetes; Hymenochaetales; Hymenochaetaceae. The record is from RefSeq and is a predicted model, not a curated record. Gene Ontology annotation, cellular component: membrane; endosome.